AUGCUCUUGCAGGUUGCAUCAUUCGCCGUGGAUGUAAGCCAAGACGUCGAUGUUGUUAACUUGACUCGACAAUAUUUAUGUAAUGCAGAAUUUGGUUUCUUCGGUGUCACUGUUCCAACACGAGUACAAACAGCGCGCUUAAACGGAUUGCUGGUAACAGUACCAACAAUUUUUAACGCAUUUCAACCAAUACCUAGCGCAGACGACUUUGAUUUUUUUAUCUUGCUGCUGCGCAGUUUUCUAAUCAACUGUGCAAUGGCUGCCAUUUUUAUCUCACUCUCCUUAUGUUAUUGA
Molecule: messenger RNA, 294 nt
Organism: Gongylonema pulchrum
Lineage: Eukaryota; Metazoa; Nematoda; Chromadorea; Rhabditida; Gongylonematidae
Source: the annotation of a GenBank genome assembly